This is a messenger RNA of Dendrobium catenatum, 2096 nucleotides long. RefSeq names its product ABC transporter B family member 29, chloroplastic. The transcript is spliced from 11 exons. Gene Ontology annotation, biological process: transmembrane transport. Gene Ontology annotation, cellular component: membrane. The record is from RefSeq and is a predicted model, not a curated record. Bases 126 to 2039 code for a protein of 637 amino acids. Lineage: Eukaryota; Viridiplantae; Streptophyta; Magnoliopsida; Asparagales; Orchidaceae. Gene Ontology annotation, molecular function: ATP hydrolysis activity; ABC-type transporter activity; ATP binding.
UAAGCACCCGAAACCUAUAGCUGUAUUUUGAUAUUUUAUGUCAGCUAAAAUGGUGUCGGAAACCAAGCCGACUCCUUCAGCGUCCGGUCAGUCCCGAAGCUGAUAGCUUAGCUGCUCCGGCGAUCAUGGCACAGCUCUUCUACCGUACUUGUUCUCUGAGUCCUCUACAUUCUCCUCCCUCCUUCUCCUCUUCCAAAACCCAAACCCUCUUUGCCCCCAUUACACCCUCUCCCUUCCCCUACCCUCUUCCUUUCUCAUCCUCAUCGUCCAAGCUGUUUUGCCUUGAUCCGUUACGGUUCCAGUCUCCGCGCUUCUCCUCUUCCUCCUCUUUCGAUCGGAUCAAACCUUAUCUCCAAUCCGAAUGGGAGCCAAUCCUUAAGGGAUGGGUGUGCAGCGUCGUUUCCGUCUGCUGCCUGUCCGUCGCUGUUCCUAAGGCCGGGCAGAUACCGUCGAUCUUGACGUCGGUUGGAUCCGACCGGAUGGUCGCUGAGGGGUUGGCCUUGGCUACUCUAGCCUUCGCUCGAUCAGCCGCGACUUACCUUCAGCAUGCUUUCCUAUGGGAGGCAGCUUUGGGAGCUGCGUUCAGGAUUAGGGCCUACGUCUUUGGCAGGGUCAUUGAGAGCGAUCUAGGUUUCUUCGAGGGAAACGCGGGAGUGGAAGCUGGAGAUGUUGCUCACAGGCUCACAUCCGAGGCAUCGGAUGUCGCAGAUAUGUUGUACUCUCUUUUGAAUACUGUUGUACCGAAUACCCUGCAGUUUUUGGUGAUGGCUACUCAGAUGGUGAUGUUGAGUCCACCUCUUGCAUUUGUAUCAGCUUUGGGGGUUCCAUGUUUGUUGCUUGUCAUUGGCUACCUUGGUGAAAGGCUUCGGGGCAUAUCAAGAAGGGCACAGAUAACUGCCGCCAAGCUUUCUUCCUAUGUUAAUGAGGUACUUCCAUUGAUGCUUGUUGUGAAAGCAAACAAUGGAGAGCUGAACGAGAACCUACAUUUUUGUAGGCUUGCCCAUGAUGAUCUGAUAGCACGCCUAGGAAAGAAGAAGCUGAAGGCUGUCAUACCUCAGAUUGUGCAGGUCAUAUAUAUAGGAGGUCUGAUAGUUCUCCAUGCGAUUUCGCUGAAUGCUUUGAAGGGUUCAAUGGAUGGAUCUAGACUCCUCUCAUUUACAAUGUCGCUGGCGCUUUUGAUCGAUCCUAUCCAGGGUAUGGGAAAGGCAUUCAAUGAGUUAAAAGAAGGGGAGCCAGCUGUUGAGCGCCUGUUUGAGCUGGCACAAUUCCACAAUAAAGUGGUUGAGAAACCAAAUGCACUUGAUUUAUGCCAUGUCACUGGGGACAUAAAAUUCUCUGGUGUUACGUUUAGAUAUGGGGAUAAUAUGCCUCUUAUUUUAAAUGAAUUGGAUAUCCUUAUCAAACGUGGUGAAAGGGUUGCUUUUAUUGGUCGAUCUGGAGGAGGAAAAACAACUAUCGUAAAAUUGCUACUUAGGCUAUAUGAUCCUCUAUAUGGUGACAUAUUUCUUGACGACUAUAAUAUUCAGGAGGUAAAAUUGAGAAACUUAAGGGAGCACAUAGUUCUGAUUCCACAGGAUACAAUGCUAUUUUUAGGCACUGUAGCAGAAAAUAUUGGCUAUAAAGAUGCUUCCGGAAAAUUAGACAUGGAAUGUGUUGAGAAUGCUGCAAAGAUAGCCAAUGCUGAUGAGUUCAUUAGGGAACUUCCAAAUGGCUACCAGACAAAUAUUGGGUUAAGGGGCUCUCUUUUAAGUGGCGGUCAAAGGCAAAGGAUUGCCAUUGCAAGAGCAUUGUAUCGGAAGUCCUCAAUAUUGAUUUUAGAUGAAGCAACUUCUGCACUAGACAGCAAGUCUGAGCAAUUAUUCAGUCAAGCUCUGGAGCCUUUAAUGACAAAUAACACUGUUCUGAUUAUCGCGCAUCGAAUCGAAACGAUGAUGAUGGCCGACAGGGUUCUCCUGGUGGAAGGAGGGAAGGUGGAGGAAGUGCCAAAAUCAUCCAUUCUUUCACCUGAUGGUCAUUUAGCAUCUCUUCUUAACUCGUAGGUUCACAACUAUUGACUUGUUGCCUGCCUGCCUAUGAUUUUUGCAGAUACAGGAAGA